AGUUCUUAGAAAAUGGUUCCAAGAUGUCACAACGUAUGCUGGCAAUUUGCCAUAUUUCUGUUUCAGUUUCUGAAAACAGCAGCGGCAGCAAGAUCAAUAUGUACGCGCUCUUCGUUUACUAUGUUUAAUGACGUGUCAUUUGUGUUAAACAUCUGAAUUUAUUUUCGGUUGGGUUUGCUUGCGGGGACUACUAUCGUAAAAAGUAUCGGCGUUCAAAUUUCUAAAAAUUGGCUUAAUUUUAGCACAUAAUGAAGUGGCCAUCGAUUUCUUUUAUCUUGUCAGGGAUAUUUGUUGCAUAUGUUGGAUACUCAGUUUGGGCAAUAGCUGCGUUAUUUGUACCCCCACAAUGCAAUAUAGGAGAGGUGUGUUUUAAAUCCUUCUUGCACAGAAAGCCCAAUUUGCAGUUGGUGUUAUUUACUUCAGUGAAGCCAGUUCCCAGAGUACAAAAUGAUGUGACGCUAGUUGAUGUCCAACCAGAUUUUGAUUACAAUUCUCCAUCUGAAAAGACACUGACUAUUGGAAUCCCCCGCUCCACAAGACAAAAUGGUAGUCUGUAUCUACACUUGUUCACAUUUCCUCGUCCAAAAUAUCAACCAGGUUCUCAAGUGUGGGACUUCUGGAAGCUGGCACAGGACCGAUUGUCAGUGUAUAAAAGGAUAGUACUGACGCAUUAUCAUGUUCCUGAUGCAACUACAUUCAGACUUCUAGGGGGUGAUGGCAGCAGUAAAGAUGAGAAACGAGCACAAGGCAGGCCAGCUCUAGAUGUACGGUCGCAGCGAGUGACUCACCUCAAGUCCCGUGUUACAUUCAAUAUCCUUACUGAUGAUAUCAGUAUACCAAGAAGAGACGUGCCUCCUGAAAUUGCACCCUUGCUGAUUGUGAUAUCUGAAAUGGAGUAUCUACCUCUGGUACAUUACGAUAUUCUCAACAGUCGUCUCCGAGACCUGAUCCACAUUACAAGCAAUCAUUCUGUUGCAGACGUAAAGCUUUUAUAUUCUCCCAUCAGCUUUGGGCAGCUCAGAUUAUAUCUUCAUGUUGGAACUGCAUUACGAUCAUUCCUCUCCUUCGGGUUCAGCGAGAGAGAUGUGGAUGAGAUGAAGAGCAUCUUUGCAGAUGCCAGUCUGUAUCUGUUAUGCAUCACAAUCUGUGUUGCAGCUCUCCAUCUCUUAUUCGAUUUCCUGGCAUUCAAGAAUGACGUGAGCUUUUGGCGUCAUAAGCAGAGCUUCGCGGGUCUGUCCACCCGGACAGUGGCAUGGCGAGCUUUUAGCCAGGCAGUUGUUUUCCUGUACCUGAUAGAUGAGGGUACGUCGCUCUUAGUUCUUGUGCCUGCAGGCAUUGGCACUGUGAUAGAGUUCUGGAAGAUGCAGAAGGUUGUGCAAAUAAAGAUACUGAUGCCAAGUCAACUGUGUUACUACCCGAAGCUAAGGUUUGUGUCGAAGGGGUCCACUGUAGCAGAGCAGCAGACACAACAGUUUGACGCAGAAUGCAUGAAGUACCUUUCUUACCUACUCUACCCUCUCUGCUUUGGUGGAGCCAUAUACUCUCUCCUUUAUGAACCACAUAAGAGUUGGCUCUCAUGGAGUAUUCACAGUUUGGUGAAUGGUGUGUACGCCUUCGGAUUCCUCUUCAUGUUGCCUCAGUUGUUUGUCAACUACAAACUAAAAUCAGUGGCUCAUUUGCCCUGGAAGGCCUUCAUGUAUAAGGCAUGCAAUACAUUUAUUGAUGACCUCUUCGCAUUUAUCAUCACCAUGCCUAUUGCUCACCGAGUAGCCUGCUUCCGUGAUGACAUAGUAUUUCUCAUCUAUUUAUACCAGAGGUGGCUGUAUCCUGUGGAUAGGUCACGGACAGAUGCCAUGGACCAGCCAGGACAGGAUAAGAAGAAUGACUGACGGGUGAAUGUCUGUAAUGCCAACAGCGGUGACCGCUCACCAAUUAGGCCAGUUGGAGCAGUUUUACAACUGACGUAUUAACUGAAUUCAUGCAUAUAAAUUGACAUAUAUAUAUGCAUGAAUAUGAUAUAGGCCUACAGAUGAUGUGUGAUGAGUAAUUCACAAAAACAUGUUUCCAGUUUGUUUCCGGUUUCCAGAAUGUGAAAAGGGUGUUUUCAGUAGCAGCCUUGUUAUUAUGUUGUCCUGUCAAUGAAAAAGUGCCCUAGUUGAGGAGGUAUUUUAUAGGUGCAGGGAGUGGUGAGGCAUGAAGAGGGCUCUGGAGAGAGCUUACGAGGCAGGGCAUGUUUUCCUAGAAUUGUACCU
Molecule: messenger RNA, 2252 nt
Organism: Zootermopsis nevadensis
Lineage: Eukaryota; Metazoa; Arthropoda; Insecta; Blattodea; Termopsidae
Product: lipid scramblase CLPTM1L
Cellular component (GO): membrane; endomembrane system
Source: RefSeq, a predicted model, not a curated record